Molecule: messenger RNA, 628 nt
Organism: Penicilliopsis zonata CBS 506.65
Lineage: Eukaryota; Fungi; Ascomycota; Eurotiomycetes; Eurotiales; Aspergillaceae
Exons: 2
Coding region: 67-525 (152 amino acids)
Source: RefSeq, a predicted model, not a curated record
GUAUUCUACACAUAUACAUAUUCUACAGCCGGAUGGCUUGGCCUUCAGGGCAUCUCGCUGGCUGUCAUGCCGCGGAUGAUUGCGACGAUGUUGCUGAACGAGAAUCGGCCACCCUCAGCUCUCGAGGUGUAUUUUGCCCGCUGUUUUGGUUUCAGUCUGUUGACUCUCGGCGUGCUCACGAUCAUGCUCACGGGCUCGAUCCCGCUCACCCCAAUGAUGGCGGAGCCCGUAACAAGCGAGGAAUCUGACCCCAAAGCCCCCUACGCAGUGCCAACCUUAACGGUGACGUCUAUCUACCAUGCGAUCUCGGCGUUCUACGCCUAUACCUGGUGGCUCAGCUCGUCGCAGACGACCUUUGCGAUAGGGAUGGUGGUCUCCUCGGUCAUAGCCUCGGUCGGGCUCUGGUGUGUGCUUUUUGCCAGCAGUGAUGGGAGAAUUAGUCGCAGGACAGGCGCAGAUAAGAGGACAGCUGGAUUUCCGUUCAAGAAUUCGGAGGCUGAUAAAAAGCACUCGAAACGGUUGUAGCUGCUGGAGAUGUCAGGUAACUAGAGUCUAGUAUUUAGAGUCUUUUGUUAUCAUAUAAUGUAAAGGGCAAUUGAUUCACCCAUGGGAUAAAUAUAAAAAUAGU